AUGGUGUCCAAGCUCACGUCGCUCCAGCAAGAACUCCUGAGCGCCCUGCUGAGCUCCGGGGUCACCAAGGAGGUGCUGGUCCAGGCCUUAGAAGAGUUGCUGCCAUCCCCGAGUUUCGGGGUGAAGCUGGAGACGCUACCCCUGUCCCCCGGGAGCGGGGCCGACUCCGACACCAAGCCAGUCUUCCAUACUCUCACGAACGGCCACGCCAAGGGCCGCCUGUCUGGGGACGAGGGUUCUGAGGACGGGGACGACUAUGACACCCCUCCCAUCCUCAAGGAGCUGCAGGCGCUCAACACCGAGGAGGCGGCGGAGCAACGGGCGGAGGUGGACCGGAUGCUCAGUGAGGACCCCUGGAGGGCUGCCAAAAUGAUAAAGGGCUACAUGCAGCAACACAACAUCCCCCAGAGGGAAGUGGUCGAUGUCACAGGUCUGAACCAGUCACACCUCUCUCAGCAUCUCAACAAGGGCACUCCCAUGAAGACCCAGAAGCGAGCAGCCCUCUACACCUGGUACGUCCGAAAGCAACGGGAGAUCCUCCGACAGUUCAGUCAACAGAACCAGGGGCCUGGGCAGUCCGAUGACGCCUGCUCUGAGCCCCCCAACAAGAAGAUGCGUCGCAACCGGUUCAAAUGGGGGCCCGCAUCCCAGCAAAUCUUGUACCAGGCCUACGACCGGCAAAAGAACCCCAGCAAGGAAGAGAGGGAGGCGUUAGUGGAGGAGUGCAACAGGGCAGAAUGUUUGCAGCGAGGUGUCUCCCCCUCCAAAGCCCAUGGCCUGGGCUCCAACCUGGUCACUGAAGUCCGCGUCUACAACUGGUUUGCAAACCGCAGGAAGGAGGAGGCAUUCCGCCAGAAGCUGGCCAUGGAUGCCUACAGUUCCAACCAGACACACAAUCUGAAUCCCCUGCUUUCCCACGGCUCUCCCCACCAUCAGCCCAGCGCCUCUCCUCCAAAUAAGCUGUCAGGAGUGCGUUACAGCCAGCCGGGAAACAGUGAGGUCACUUCCUCUUCAACAAUCAGUCACCAUGGCAACAAUGCCAUGGUGACCAGCCAGUCUGUUUUACAGCAAGUCUCUCCAGCCAGUCUGGACCCUGGCCACAAUCUCCUCUCACCUGAUGGUAAAAUGAUCUCAGUCUCAGGAGGUGGUCUGCCCCCCGUCAGCACCUUGACGAAUAUCCACAGCCUGUCCCACCAUAAUCCCCAGCAAUCUCAAAACCUCAUCAUGACCCCCCUGUCUGGAGUCAUGACCAUUACACAAAUGUCCUCUCCAAGCCUGGUGAUGAUCACACAUCACUUGCGUUGUGCACAGCAACUAGGACUCUAUUUUCCACACCAUCACCCUCCGGGCAGCUGUCACAGAAAAGCCCAGUGACCGGACAAGCACCUUUGAGAGGUCCCUGCUUACCUGACAUCCUGCUGACGCUUCAGACAAGCUGUUCCGAGGCGCAGCCCUUCCCUUCUAUGCAGUAUUGUCGCCAUGCCUCUCUCAAUACGUCAAGUGCUCCCAUCCUGCCCACAGGUGGGAGACAAGAAACCGUGGAAGAGGAAGAAAGAACGAUGUGCCUGCAUUAUGCUCCUUCAUCGAACAAACUGAUGUGAAAACUUGAAUCUGUUACUGACAGGAGGAGGACACGUGCUAUUGAACUGAGCCAAACACACUGUAAAUAUCCACAGACUCCCACCCUCCCUCACCCCCUCCUAGCUGAUCUCGAGAUUUCUUUCGAAGAAGUAAAUUUGUCCAAUGGGUGUAAACUAUAACCUACUGUAAUUAAGUGCAAUUUCCCCUCCACUCCCUUCCCCUCCCCCACCCUGUAUAUAAUACUAAAGCGUCUAUUAGUUUUCUUUGUAAAGGUCAGAGUUGAAUUUUCGAAGUGACUGUCCUCUUCUUUCUCCCCCCACGGAGACAUAUCCCGAGUCAGAAGUGAAGCCUCUGUCCCUUUCCCUCAGGCCUCUGGACACUUAUAGGGACUGUCCAUUUGGGACUGACUGCCAGUUGACUCUAAUCUCCUGAUGUUAAGACACACCUCUGGAUCCUGGAGGGGCUGAACGUAGUAGUGUCAGACUAACAUCCUAGCUUCCAGUGGGGCUAGGAGUUCAGUCAGGGUGCCACCUAAGAAACCCCCAAGGCAGGAAAACUGGCUGCUUGAUAGCACAAGAAAAAGUUACACUUUCAGAAAGCCUCCCAUUAAAACAAUUUAUUUUAUCACUG
Messenger RNA from Hyaena hyaena (striped hyena), 2211 nucleotides. RefSeq names its product HNF1 homeobox B (gene HNF1B). The record is from RefSeq and is a predicted model, not a curated record. The transcript is spliced from 7 exons. NCBI's taxonomy places the organism in Eukaryota, Metazoa, Chordata, Mammalia, Carnivora, Hyaenidae. Gene Ontology annotation, cellular component: nucleus. The coding region runs from base 1 to 1374 and encodes 457 amino acids. Gene Ontology annotation, molecular function: RNA polymerase II cis-regulatory region sequence-specific DNA binding; DNA-binding transcription factor activity, RNA polymerase II-specific. Gene Ontology annotation, biological process: pancreas development; liver development; positive regulation of DNA-templated transcription.